Messenger RNA from Microbotryum saponariae, 1985 nucleotides. NCBI's taxonomy places the organism in Eukaryota, Fungi, Basidiomycota, Microbotryomycetes, Microbotryales, Microbotryaceae. The record is from the annotation of a GenBank genome assembly.
AUGGACAGCUCUCCCGCCUCGCCUUUGGCCCCCAGGGAUCCCAGCUCCCCUGAAUCUUCGAUCGGCGAACAAAUCGCCACUCUACAGGCCCAGCUUGCCGCUCUGCAGGCCUCGCAACCCGCCGCCGCCGCAGCCGCCGCACCCCCGGCCGUCACCGUCGUGCCGGGGAACGCCGCCACCGCGCCUUCAUCGCCACAGACGACGACGACCCCACCCUCGACGCCAUCGAGCCCGUCAAAUCGAUCACUAGCGACCCCCAGACCUGGCGCGAAGCAAUGUCCAGCGACGAGCACAACAUCUGGGCUGAGGCCGCCGCCGCCGAGUUCACCGCCAUGCGCGACGACUUCAAGGUGUUCACCAUCGAGCCUCGCUCAUCUGUACCGCCGGGCGCCACCAUCGUCACCUCCAAAUUCGUCUGGAAGACCAAGCGCAACGCAAGCGGUGAAGUCACGGGGCGGAAGGCACGUCUUGUAGCGCAGGGUAACCGACAGCGCGACGGCAUCGACUUCUCAGAAACCUUCGCACCCGUCGCCCGUUUCUCCUCCAUUCGCUGCCUCCUGGCUCUUGCCGCUGCCAAUGGCUACCACGUUCAUCAGGCCGACAUCGACAAGGCUUACCUCCACGGCGAGCUCGAUCAUGAUAUCUGGAUGACGACACCACGCGGUUUCGACUUCCCGAGCGAUAAGGUUCUCCGGCUGCGACGCUCAAUCUACGGUCUCAAGCAGGCCGGUCGCAUCUGGAAUCGUCACAUUGACACAUCACUCAGGAAUCUGGGGUACAAGGCAACAGGCACUGAUCACUGCAUUUACUCUCGCAUUGACGAUCAGCAGCGGCCUCACUAUAUCGCCUUGUAUGUCGACGACCUCCUCAUUGUCAGUCCAGCCCUCGACGAGAUCGAACGUGUCAUCUCCGGCCUUGAACAGCGGUACGGCGUCAAACGACUCGGCCCCGCGGAGUACAUCCUCGGAAUCCAAAUACGCCGCCUGGACGACGGUUCCAUUGCUCUAUCCCAGGAGCGCUACAUCAUGGACGUGCUGGCCCGUUUCCACUUCGACACCACGACACGCGGCACUACGGUGCCGAUGACGCCCGGCCUCUCGCUCACGGCAAUUCCGGGUCAGGGAACGGAGCGCAUUCGUUCGUGGUACCUACAGGCCAUCGGCUCCCUCCUCUACAUCUCCCUUGGCACUCGACCCGACAUUGCCUUCGCCGUCUCGUACCUGUCCCGGUUCGCCAACAACCCCGGCCGCCGCCAUUGGAUUGCCGUCAAACACGUCCUUCGCUACCUUCGCGCCACGUACCGCGAUGAGCUUCUCUAUGCCCGCGGCCCAGCAAAAGUCACGGGUGUGGUUGGUUAUUCUGAUGCGAACUGGGGCGCCUGCGUCGACACAUCCAUUUCAACGAUGGGCUACGUAUUUUACUUGGCAGGCGCCGCUGUCUCUUGGUCGUCGAAGCGUCAGACUCGGGUAGCGGAUUCCACCACUGAUGCCGAGUACCUGGCCUUGUCGCACGCGGGUAAGGAAGCGAUCUACCUUAACCAACUCCUCUCCGAGCUCCACGUUUGCCCAAUCGCUGCAGCUCACAUCUUCACCGACAACGAGGCCGCGGCCGCCGUCGCUCACGACCCCGUUCGCACCUCCGGCACCCGGCACAUUCGCCUCCGCGAGCAUUUUGUCCGUGACAUGGUCAAUCGAGGUGAUAUCUCUCUCUCACACGUUGGCACAGCAGACAUGGUUGCGGACGUAUUCACCAAAGCGCUAGGCCCCAAGAUUUUUGGUACACAUUGCUAUGCUCUAGGCCUCCGGACGCGACAUCCACGGCUCAAGUCUACCUCGCGUUCGCGUGGGGGGGGGUGUGAGGAAUCCACUCUCCGCUCGGCUCAGGACUUAGGCGCGCGGAGCGAACCGGGCGCGGACUUAGGCGCGCGGAGUGAGCCGGGCGCCCCGGCCCAGGACUUAGGCGCGCGAAGCGAGCCUGGGACUUAG